This is a messenger RNA of Oncorhynchus nerka (sockeye salmon), 1341 nucleotides long. RefSeq names its product translation initiation factor eIF2B subunit delta-like. The annotation marks the transcript as partial. The record is from RefSeq and is a predicted model, not a curated record. The transcript has 11 exons. Lineage: Eukaryota; Metazoa; Chordata; Actinopteri; Salmoniformes; Salmonidae.
AAUGAAGGGAAGGAGUUGACCAAAGAGGAGAAGCAACGUCUGAGGAAACAGAAGAAACAACAGAAGAAGAAACCGAAGGAAAACAAGAAUGAAAAGGUCCCGUCAGAAACAGAGAAGGACAAGACACCUGUCUCCCUGUUGCCACCACCACGACCUGUGGCAACACAGAAAGCUCCCUCAGCAUUGCCUGCCCCUGCCUCUGCACCAAUACCUGUGCCUGCCUCAGCUCCCUUCCACUCCUCUCCCACACCCUCCCCGGCAGACAAGCCGGCCAAGAGCAAAGCUGAGCUGAAGGCAGAGAGGAGAGCCAGGCAGGAGACUGACAGGGCCGCCAAACAACCAGGCUCCUCGUCCUCCGGCAUCAAGACCAAAGUCCCUCUCAGUGAACUGAACCCAGUGGUGAAGAGACUUCCUGAGCAUGUCCAAGUGGACGACCCGGCAGUGGUGAAACGACUGGCCAAGAAGUUGGAGAGACAACAGACGCUACCGCACGGCGCCUCUAAUAAGAUCCCACUGCGAUCCGACUAUGGCUACAAAGUCAGCCUGUUCUCUCACCUGCACCAGUAUAGCCGCAAAGCCCCCCUCACCCAGCAACUCAGCAUUCCCUCCACAGUGAUCCACCCCUCCAUCGUGCGGUUGGGUCUGCAGUACUCCCAGGGUAUCGUGGCGGGAUCCAACGCUCGCUCUGUGGCCCUGCUCCAUGCCUUCAAACAGGUGAUCAGGGACUACACUACUCCACCCAAUGAAGAGCUGUCCAGGGAUCUGGUCAACAAACUGAAGCCCUAUAUCAGCUUUCUCAAUCAAUGUCGACCUCUGUCAGCGAGCAUGGGCAACGCAAUCAAGUACAUCAAGAAAGAAAUCUCCAAUAUUCCAAGUCAAUGCAAAGAGGAGGAGGCGAAGACCAAACUGCUGACGUGUAUAGACCAGUACAUAGAGGAGAAGAUAGUUCUGGCAGCCAAGGCCAUAUCUAAAUACGCUAUAGAGAAGAUCAGUGAUGGAGAUGUCAUUCUAGUUUAUGGAUGCUCGUCCCUGGUGAACCACAUCCUGUGCGAGGCGUUUGAGAAGAGCAGGAAGUUCCGUGUUAUUGUGGUGGACAGCCGGCCUCGUCUGGAGGGAAGGGAGGCUCUGAGACGUCUCGUACAGAGAGGCAUCCAGCUGCACUCUACGUCCUCAUUUCUGCGCUCUCAUACAUACUACCUGAGGUGUGGGUGUUCCUGGUGCCCAUGCCCUGCUUUGGCUAAUGGCUAUGUGAUGUCUCGUGUGGGCACAUCUCAGAUAGCUCUGGUGGCCAGGGCGUUCAACGUGCCAGUUCUGGUCUGCUGUGGAAACAUACAAGUUCCU